AUGACAGAGAGAGCUCAGUGGACAGCAGGGAGAAGGAACCCAGACUUUGGGUUGGGUGCCCGCAGCCAGGAAAACAGAAAAAACCAACGAGCAAGAAACCCCUGCUGGAGAGCCGUUUGCUGCUCUCUCCGCUGCCAAACCAGAGGCCUCGCGAGGGCAGGAACAGGCUCCGUCUCGCCAGGGUUGUAUCUCCGAGGCUCUGCCCCCAGGAAGAAGGAGCUCCAGGAACCUUCACGAGUCCUCUCUGGUGUAUUUCACCGCCAUCUUGUGGCCUUUCCGGCUCUGGCUGCUACUCAUAGGCAAAGCCUCCUUCCCUGUCACACACUCCAGCCUCAGGCAGCCUCCCACUAUGGCAUCAAGUCAAGGUCCGGGGUUCCACACUCUUGCCUAACGUGUCCGUACGUGGAAACACAAAGGAAAACGGUACUGAGCACUCUACUGAGCACUGUACGUGGAUCUCGUUAUUUGAUCUGCACAAAAUCUAUUUUACAGCCCUGCUCAAAUGAGUCCAGACUGAUGAAGAUUUUAGGAAAGAUACCAACUCAUCUACCCAUUCACUAGUGUAAAGAAAGCUACUAGGUGACUGUCUGCAGAAGAGAAAACCCAAUAAAAGCAAGCCAGCUUACACCACUGAACCCCAGAAAAGUUAGAGGGAGGCA
Callithrix jacchus (white-tufted-ear marmoset) is the source of this 659-nucleotide messenger RNA. The record is from RefSeq and is a predicted model, not a curated record. Lineage: Eukaryota; Metazoa; Chordata; Mammalia; Primates; Cebidae.